AGGCCAAUAUAUCACAUUUAGAAGAGCCAUGAGAAGUCUCUUACCACAAUUUUUUGAUGAUAAAACCUCUGCAUUUGAUAAUGUCCUGGUUCCAGCAGGAGAUUAUCAAAUAGAUGCUGGCAUUGAGAAUCCAGAAACUUCUGGCGUUUCCGGAAUCAAUAACAUUUCUGGAGAGAAGAAAUACACAGAUUUAGUCAAUAUGAAACCCCAAUCUCCUAAGAAGGUAAAUCAAAUCAAACUAAUUCGAGUUCAGGGUAUUGAAGUGGACUUGGACAUUCCUUUCUUCUGGGUAGUUAACAACUUGAAGAAUCCUGAAUACUUUCUUCACAUUUGUGUGUAUAUUGGGACAGCUUUGAACCCAGCGUGAUUCAUACUUAGAUCUGCAAUUACUACACAUUAGAUUAUUUUUCUUUCAAUUUUGAAAUUAAUGUAUAGUUAUGUUUUUAAAACAUAUAGAUCACAUUACAUAUUUAAUCUUUCAGCUUUCAAA
Phalaenopsis equestris is the source of this 490-nucleotide messenger RNA. RefSeq names its product autophagy protein 5-like. The record is from RefSeq and is a predicted model, not a curated record. NCBI's taxonomy places the organism in Eukaryota, Viridiplantae, Streptophyta, Magnoliopsida, Asparagales, Orchidaceae. Gene Ontology annotation, cellular component: Atg12-Atg5-Atg16 complex; phagophore assembly site membrane; cytoplasm. Gene Ontology annotation, biological process: C-terminal protein lipidation; autophagy of mitochondrion; cellular response to nitrogen starvation.